UAGCAUUGAAAUUAGCAUUUUGCGAAGAAUUUAGCUGUUUGAAAGAUAUCCAAGUAAAACAUCGUGAUGGAGAGUCAUGUAUUUGAAUGUAUCGUUCAAAAAGACGAUACGAAGCUACGUGAUUCGAGAAACGUCAAAACAAACGUCCUAUCACCGAUCUCGACGAAGAAAGAAGCGAUUUACUUGAGUAACUAUCCUACCUACCGUGGAAGAAGCUACGUAAGAAAUAACAACAAUAACAACAACAACAGUAGCAACAACAACGCCAUGAUCGAAGAUCGUGUUCUCGAUUCGUCCCGAAGAGAAACAUUCGUUGUUACCGAGGAUGACAAAGAGAAUUUUAUUGGGAAACAAGAGGAUCGUUCGAAUAAUUUUUCAUCUACGAAACAAGAGAUAUUACCAACAUUGUUAUCUUUCGACGAGAAGAAUAACGAAGGCAAUUCACUCAAACGAAAGAUUCCACGGCCGGCUAAUGCUUUCAUGCUCUUUGCAAACGAAUGGCGGAAGAAACUUGCCAGUGAAAAUCCUCGAGAAUCUAACAAGGACAUCAGUGUCAGACUUGGAAUCCUUUGGAAGAAUAUCUCGAAAGAUGUGAAGGAGAAGUACUUCACAUUGGCACGAGAAGUCGACGCAGAACACAAGAAGAAAUAUCCUGUAGAUUAGCGUUGAAAUUACUAU
Messenger RNA from Vespula vulgaris, 678 nucleotides. Its product is annotated as sex-determining region Y protein-like. Gene Ontology annotation, molecular function: RNA polymerase II cis-regulatory region sequence-specific DNA binding; DNA-binding transcription factor activity, RNA polymerase II-specific. Lineage: Eukaryota; Metazoa; Arthropoda; Insecta; Hymenoptera; Vespidae. Gene Ontology annotation, biological process: cell differentiation; anatomical structure morphogenesis; regulation of DNA-templated transcription. The transcript has 4 exons. The record is from RefSeq and is a predicted model, not a curated record. The coding region runs from base 67 to 663 and encodes 198 amino acids.